UGCCGUUUUUCACUGCUUCCCUUACCAACAUGGCCACCCAGAAGGACGUUCUGGAGGUGUCCAGCUAGAAUGCCUGAUUUUUUUUUUUUUUUUUUUUUCUUUCCAAUCUCCGAGGCACUUUCCCAGGCACCCCCCCCUCAUAUUCUGCCACUGUGGUCUGCAGUGUGACGGUUAAUGAUUUUGAAGAGCACAGAGGCUGUAGUUGAUAUCGGCCGGACUUGGGAAUUCAUACAGGCUCGUGGGAGAGAGACCAAAGAGAUUGUUAUCAGUGUGGUUGUUAACGAGGCCCGUGCCUCAUAGCCACACAGCCUUGAUAUCUAAUUCGGUUUGUUUUCCUGGUGUUCGUUCUCCUGGGGUCCAGUAUGUAGUAAACUAACACAGACCCCAAGAAGAAGGGAUUAUAUUGUAGCGUCAAACUGAACAGGAUUGUGGGGCUCUGUCUGUCUGUCUGUAUGUCUGUCUGCAGCUUUAAUGAAACUAAACUCUUUUCAGAAUGUAGUAAACUAACACAGACCCCAAGAAGAAGGGAUUAUAUUGUAGCGUCAAACUGAACAGGAUUGUGGGGCUCUGUCUGUCUGUCUGUCUGUCUGUCUGUCUGCAGCUUUAAUGAAACUAAACUCUUUUCAGAAUGUAGUAAACUAACACAGACCCCAAGAAGAAGGGAUUAUAUUGUAGCGUCAAACUGAACAGGAUUGUGGGGCUCUGUCUGUCUGUCUGUAUGUCUGUCUGCAGCUUUAAUGAAACUAAACUCUUUUCAGAAUGUAGUAAACUAACACAGACCCCAAGAAGAAGGGAUUAUAUUGUAGCGUCAAACUGAACAGGAUUGUGGGGCUCUGUCUGUCUGUCUGUCUGUCUGUCUGUCUGCAGCUUUAAUGAAACUAAACUCUUUUCAGAAUGUAGUAAACUAACACAGACCCCAAGAAGAAGGGAUUAUAUUGUAGCGUCAAACUGAACAGGAUUGUGGGGCUCUGUCUGUCUGUCUGUAUGUCUGUCUGCAGCUUUAAUGAAACUAAACUCUUUUCAGAAUGUAGUAAACUAACACAGACCCCAAGAAGAAGGGAUUAUAUUGUAGCGUCAAACUGAACAGGAUUGUGGGGCUCUGUCUGUCUGUCUGUCUGUCUGUCUGUCUGCAGCUUUAAUGAAACUAAACUCUUUUCAGAAUGUAGUAAACUAACACAGACCCCAAGAAGAAGGGAUUAUAUUGUAGCGUCAAACUGAACAGGAUUGUGGGGCUCUGUCUGUCUGUCUGUCUGUCUGUCUGUCUGUCUGUCUGCAGCUUUAAUGAAACUAAACUCUUUUCAGAAUGUAGUAAACUAACACAGACCCCGAGAAGAAGGGAUUAUAUUGUAGCGUCAAACUGAACAGGAUUGUGGGGCUCUGUCUGUCUGUCUGUCUGUCUGUCUGUCUGUCUGCAGCUUCAAUGAAACUAAACUCUUUUCAGAAUGUAGUAAACUAACACAGACCCCAAGAAGAAGGGAUUAUAUUGUAGCGUCAAACUGAACAGGAUUGUGGGGCUCUGUCUGUCUGUCUGUCUGUCUGUCUGUCUGUCUGUCUGCAGCUUUAAUGAAACUAAACUCUUUUCAGAAUGUAGUAAACUAACACAGACCCCAAGAAGAAGGGAUUAUAUUGUAGCGUCAAACUGAACAGGAUUGUGGGGCUCUGUCUGUCUGUCUGCCUGUGUGUCUGUCUGUCUGUCUGCAGCUUUAACCCUUUCCUGCAGCCUCAAAUGAUGACAGAUAAGUCUCUCUCUUCCUCAUUCUGUCUCCUCUCUCUCUAUCUCUUCUCUCUCUCUCUCUCUCUCUCUCUCUCUCUCUCUCAGUGGCUCAGGGUCCAGUAUGCGCCUCAGUAUUGAUGAUCUCUCUCUGUAUUGAUUGGGUAUUGAUUCUCUCUCUCUCUCUCUCGUCUCUCUCUCUCGUCUCCCUCUCUCGUCUCCCUCUCUCUCAGUAUUGAUGAUCUCUCUCUGUAUUGAUUGGGUAUUGAUUCUCUCUCUCUCUCUCCCUCUCUCUCUCUCUCGUCUCCCUCUCUCGUCUCCCUCUCUCUCAGUAUUGAUGAUCUCUCUCUGUAUUGAUUGGGUAUUGAUUCUCUCUCUCUCUCUCCCUCUCUCUCUCUCUCUCAGUAUUGAAGAUCUCUCUGUAUUGAUUGAUUGGGUAUUGAUUUUUUUCACUCUCUCUCUCUCUCUCUCUCGUCUCCCUUUCUCGUCUCCCUCUCUCUAUGUAUUGAUGAUCACUCUCUGUAUUGACUGGGUAUUGAUUUUCUCUCUCCCUCCCUCUCAGUAUUGAUGAUCUCUCUCUCGUCUCCCUCUCUCGUCUCCCUCUCUCUCAGUAUUGAUGAUCACUCUCUGUAUUGAUUGGGUAUUGAUUUUCUCUCUCCCUCCCUCUCUCUCAGUAUUGAUGAUCACUCUCUGUAUUGACUGGGUAUUGAUUUUCUCUCUCUCUCUCUCUCUCUCUCUCGUCUCCCUCCCUCUCUCCCUCUCUCUCAGUAUUGAUGAUCACUCUCUGUAUUAACUGGGUAUUGAUUUUCUCUCUCUCUCUCUCUCUCUCUCUCUCUCUCUCUAGCUAUCACAAGUCGCGUGUACCCUUACCCGCAGAGCGACGAGGAGAGGCACGAAAUCCUGCAAGGACUUGAAACCAGGAUUCAGGAAACCAAAUCCGUCCUGUGUGAGACAGAGGAUUUCCUGCGGCAGGUCUUGCUCAAGGCUGUCCAGUCUCUGCCUGGCUGGUCGGUCCAGGUACAGAAGAGCAAAGCCAUCUACCUGGUCCUGAACAUGUGCAGCGUGAGCGUGACGGACAAGUGCCUCAUCGCGGAGGUGUGGUGUGCAGUGAGGGAGCUGCCCAGACUGACGCAGGCCCUGCGGGAGGGGUCG
Messenger RNA from Acipenser ruthenus (sterlet), 2863 nucleotides. RefSeq names its product V-type proton ATPase 116 kDa subunit a 3-like. The record is from RefSeq and is a predicted model, not a curated record. NCBI's taxonomy places the organism in Eukaryota, Metazoa, Chordata, Actinopteri, Acipenseriformes, Acipenseridae. Gene Ontology annotation, molecular function: proton-transporting ATPase activity, rotational mechanism; ATPase binding. Gene Ontology annotation, biological process: proton transmembrane transport; vacuolar acidification. Gene Ontology annotation, cellular component: plasma membrane; vacuolar proton-transporting V-type ATPase complex; proton-transporting V-type ATPase, V0 domain.